Molecule: messenger RNA, 2249 nt
Organism: Falco peregrinus (peregrine falcon)
Lineage: Eukaryota; Metazoa; Chordata; Aves; Falconiformes; Falconidae
Gene: BIRC7
Product: baculoviral IAP repeat containing 7
Exons: 7
Coding region: 254-1273 (339 amino acids)
Biological process (GO): positive regulation of protein ubiquitination; regulation of cell cycle; negative regulation of apoptotic process
Cellular component (GO): cytoplasm; nucleus
Molecular function (GO): cysteine-type endopeptidase inhibitor activity involved in apoptotic process; ubiquitin protein ligase activity
Source: RefSeq, a predicted model, not a curated record
CCUUCCCGCCGCCUCCGAUCCCUCUCCCGGCCGCGCCCGGCGGUGGCGAGGCCCGCUGCUGGCCGGCUCGCCCCCAGACUAGCCAGGUGGGCUCGCUCGUGGCCCGUGGCGCUGAGGGGAGCCCGCUCGCCCCUCGCUUCAGCCCGCAGGCCGCGCAGGGCCGGCCUGAGACCCUCUGACAGGGUUGCAUCCAGCCUGACAGACGGCUGCUGCUGGUCCCGGCGUUAUCUCGGGUUUUUGUCAGAACAAGAACAUGGGGGACAUGACACCAGCAGAGGAGGUUGAGCUCAGGGCUGCUUGCUACCAGCUGUUUGAAUACAACAUGAGGAGUGAAGCAAGAAGACUGAGGACUUUUUGGCAGUGGCCAGGCACUUCACCUGUAUCUGCCCGAGAUUUGGUCAAGGCUGGCUUUUUCUUUGUGGGUCCAAGAGAUGAAGUACAGUGUUUCUGCUGUGGUGGUGUCCUGAGGGACUGGAGACCUGGUGAUUGCCCAGUAACAGAGCACCUGAAGUACUUCCCUUCCUGUAAAUUCAUUUGUGGUGAGGAUGUUGGGAACCAAGAGAUGCUUCCUCUUCAGGAAGUCUUUGACACUGUGGAUGGGCAGUUCCUCAGUCUUUUGCAGGGGAUAGACAGUGAGGAGACAGCCCUGCCUGAUGAUCCAGAAUACCCAGAGAUGGUAACAGAGGAGAUGAGGCUAUCUACAUUUCGGAACUGGCCACAAUAUACUGACAUGCGUCCAGAGCAACUGGCUAGAGCAGGAUUCUUUUACACAGGACAUGGUGAUACGGUGAGGUGUUUUUACUGUGAUGGAAGUGUGAGGAACUGGUCGUUUGGAGAUGAUCCUUGGAGGGAACAUGCCAAAUGGUAUCCAGGGUGUGAAUUUUUACUGCGGUCAAGGGGGAGAGAAUUUGUUAGCAGUGUUCAGGAGUCCUCUUCUAGCACCCUGUCACCAAGAGAUUCCUGGGAUGAGACUGAACAAGAUUCCAUUGCUUCCCAAGAUGCUGUUCAGAGAGAGGCUGAAACAUCGAGUUCAAGAGAAGAAAUGCAAUCUGUGCAACAGAAGGAAUCAGAUGAGUCUCGGAUGAGCACGGAAGAACAGCUCCGACGCCUGCAAGAGGAAAGGAUGUGCAAAGUGUGCAUGGACAGAGAUGUGUCUGUUGUGUUUGUUCCUUGUGGCCACCUGAUAGCUUGUGGAGAAUGUGCCCUCAAUUUGAGAUUGUGUCCGAUCUGCAGAGCAGUCAUCCAAGGAAGUGUGAGGACUUUCAUGUCCUGAACGAUGAUGUGCCUAAGGGGAAGGAUAAGUCUAUACAACUAGUUCAUAAUACAGCAGAGGAAGAAAAUAAGUAAAUAGUUCAAUUGAUGUUGGAGCAAUCUUACUUGCAGGGUAGUUUGGUGUAAGUGUAAAAAAAACUUACUAAAUGUGCCUCAUACACAGUGUCUCUAGUAAGAGUUGCUAGUUUGCUGUACUCUUGCUGAUCUUGCUGUAGGACUGCUCCAGGAAAAACUCUGCUGGUUUCUUUUGUCCUCCAAAAAGGACAGAGGUUCUCCUUCUCCAAGUCCUUGCAUUCUCAAAUGAACCCUGGCUCUGUGUUGAAAUCAAAGGCUGUUUUCAGUAGACUGUCCCUGGUUCUCUUUCACUCAUUUAGCAGUUGUUUAGAGAUUAUUCUGCUAGGGUUGAUGGCUUCCUUCAGUAAGUCUGAGUCAAAAUGGGAGUGUUUUUAUACAAAAUGCAUACUGUUGAGACUAGAAUACAUGGCAGCGAUGUAUUGUGGGGAAGGGAGAAUGUAGCUUUUUAUUCUGAGCUCUUUGCUGUCUUUUUCCCCCCCCUUGUUGAAUUUUCAAUAAUUGAUGAAACAUUUUGGUAGUACUUAAAUCUGCAUAACUAAGUGAAAAACCUGGCCUGUAGUAGACUCUCCAACCAACCUCUUUACUCUCAGUUGACCUACCUAGAUAAAAGGUGAAAGGCUCUUUGAUAGGGUUGCUAGAUGAUCUCAUGGAAGCUUCUUAUAGACCCUCUUCCCUACCUGUUGGGUACUAUCCUACUAGAAGGUAACUAUGGAAACUUACCUUUUCAGGACAUUCGUUUGCUAGCUAAACUGGUGAUUCUUAUUUAUAAAUGGAACAUUCAGUCAUGUAGUCAAAAAGAGGAAAGUUUCUAUAACUAUAACUAUAGCUUGUUAACUGCAGGGAAAAAAAAAGUUUUUGAAAUUUAACUUUUUAAUGGAAUAAAAUUUCUUUUGUUUAUCUUA